Molecule: messenger RNA, 1695 nt
Organism: Etheostoma cragini (Arkansas darter)
Lineage: Eukaryota; Metazoa; Chordata; Actinopteri; Perciformes; Percidae
Product: E3 ubiquitin-protein ligase RING2-A-like
Exons: 8
Coding region: 324-1418 (364 amino acids)
Biological process (GO): negative regulation of DNA-templated transcription
Cellular component (GO): PcG protein complex; ubiquitin ligase complex
Molecular function (GO): chromatin binding; ubiquitin protein ligase activity
Source: RefSeq, a predicted model, not a curated record
UCCGGGGAGGAGAAGAAGAAGAAGAAGAAGAAAGAUGUCCACCAGCUAACGCUAGCUAGCAUCUGGUGCUCGAAAAAUGAUGCGCCGUUCAUCUUUUAGUCGUAUUUUUCUCUUCGAGCGAGGCACAGCCAUAACUAAAACAUCAGUCCGUCGACUGCAUAAGAACAUAACCACCAGAGUGUGUCAGUAGAGUGGUUUAUAAAGUAGUUUUUGGGAGGCUGUGUGUGUGUGUAUCUGUGCAGGGGCAUUGGGAGGGGGAGGAGGUCUCCUCAGGUCAGCUGUCCGUCAGUCAAACGUCAGGGAGGGUUGUGGACCCAGUCGUCAUGGCGGCGCCAGUAAACAUCCAGACUCCCAGUAAGACCUGGGAGCUGAGUCUGUAUGAGCUGCACCGGAGCCCUCAGGAGGCGAUCAUGGAUGGAACGGAGGUGGCGGUGUCCCCUCGCUCUCUGCACAGCGAGCUGAUGUGUCCCAUCUGCCUGGACAUGCUGAAAAACACCAUGACAACCAAAGAGUGUCUGCACCGCUUCUGCUCCGACUGUAUCGUCACCGCGCUGCGAUCCGGGAACAAGGAGUGUCCGACCUGCAGGAAGAAGCUGGUCUCCAGGCGCUCGCUGCGCCGAGACUCCAACUUCGACGCUCUGAUCUCGAAGAUCUACCCGAGCCGCGACGAGUACGAGGCCCACCAGCACCGCGUCCUCGAGAGACUCAACAGGCUGCGCAACAGCGUGGUGCUGAGCUCCAGCAUCGAGGAGGGUCUCCGGCAGCAGGCCCGCUACAGGAACCACCGGGUGAAGAAGCCCACUCAGGAGAGUGACAACACCACCUUCAGUGGGGGGGAGGACAACGGCGAUGCCCGCUCCCACCUGUCCCACGACUCGGCCCCCUCGCACACCCCUCUACCCCCCGGGCAGACCCCGUCGGAGGCCGGGCCGAGCCGCAAGCGGCCGCGAGCCUCCGAAGACGGCUCGGGGCCCGAGGCGGACAGCGGCAGCCCCACGCCUCCGCUGAGGCGCCACAAGGAGGGGCCGGCCUCCGAGAUCGAGCUGGUGUUCAGACCCCACCCAGAGCUGGUCCAGGCCGAGGACUACAACCAGACCAGGUACGUGAAGACGACCGCCAACGCCACAGUGGACCAUCUGUCCAAAUACCUCGCUUUGCGCAUCGCGCUGGAGGACAGGCGGACCAACGGAGAGACGGAGGACAGAGGGAGGGAGGAGGGAGGAGAGGACACGGGAGGAACGGCGGGAGGUGGAGAGGGGUCCGGUCUGAGCAGCAUCAGUGAGAAACAGUACACCAUCUACAUCAUGACGAGAGGGGGACAGAUCUCGGUGAGUAACGGCGGACUAGAGCUGACGGGCCCGCCGCCGCCGCCACAGCAACCGCAGCAGAAGUCUCCCCCCCCACAGAGGGAGGGAUGAGAAGGAGGGCUGUGCUCUCUCCUCUCCAACCACACGUCUUCUUCUCUGAGGUCGGAAGCUCAGUCGCCAAAAUAGAGCUCAACAGAAUUUUUUAGUUUUUUUUUUAUCAAUGGCUCCGGUUCCCAGAAGUGUUUUUCAAUCGUUCCAUUGACAUUUAAAAAACGUCUUCUAUAACGAGUUUUACGUCUGGAACCAAGCCGACCAGCUGCGAGAGGAACCUGGACCGUGAUACAUUUGACUCAGCUUUACAAAAAAAAAGAACAUUUAAAAAAAUUUA